Poecilia latipinna (sailfin molly) is the source of this 2218-nucleotide messenger RNA. Its product is annotated as piggyBac transposable element-derived protein 4-like. The record is from RefSeq and is a predicted model, not a curated record. The transcript is spliced from 2 exons. NCBI's taxonomy places the organism in Eukaryota, Metazoa, Chordata, Actinopteri, Cyprinodontiformes, Poeciliidae. Bases 128 to 2029 code for a protein of 633 amino acids.
CGUACACAGCAAUCAGUGACUUCAUUUCCGGCGGCGUGGAUUUUAUUUUAUUUUUCGCUCGCUUUUAGCAAACUCGCUCUCGACCAACACCCACCAAACAUCACAUACAUUCAAUACAGACAGUGUUAUGGAUCCACAAACACCCAGAGACGAGAAGCUUUCUGCUUUCUGCGAAGCUUUGGGGCUCACCCCAGCAGCUGAUGAUGAGAAUGAACUUUCUAUGGAUUCUUCUGAUCCGGAUUCUGCCGACAGUGAAGAUGAAGCGGAAUUUCUUGAGGGCAUCGAUCCACUCCAGGAUGAAGGUGAUGAUGUGGAGGAGAAAGAGGAUGAGGUGAAUGAGGAGAAGGAUGAAGAAGAGAAAAAGGAUGAGGAGGGUGAAGAUACUAUUGUACCUUCUGUUGUGGCGGAAGGAAAAGGGAGAAACGGAAGUCGGAAGAGUCCGUUUAAGGCAAAUAAAAGAAAGCGCUCCAGGUCAGAAACACACUCAAGUUAUAACGGCAGAUGGAAAACAGAAAAGGAGCCUGACCAUUUGCCACGUCCUCCACUCCAUUUCUUACCAAAAAGAAAGCCAGGUGUGCAGCCACCACUUUCAUAUAGCAAAAGUAAUCCAUGUCCAUCAGAGAUAUUCAAAAUGUAUUUCGACCAGACUACCAUCAAAAUUCUGUGUGUAAACACCAACAAAAAUGCAGCAAGACAUUUGGCUGCUGGGAAAAAUUUUAAAUGGACUGACGUCACAGAAGGGGAAAUGUAUCGGUAUAUUGGGCUCACACUGUACAUGGGGAUUCUGAAACGGCCACAGCUCAAAGAUUUCUGGAGAACCUCCACAAUAUUCCAGGUUGCGUACCCCUCCCAAGUAAUGUCCAGAGAUCGGUUCUUAAACAUCACUACCUACAUGCACAUGAGUGACCCUCUGGCUGAUGCUGUCAAUGACGGCAAGAAAGGCACACCUGAAUAUGACUGUCUUCACAAACUGCGGCCCCUGUAUGACAGUUUGCUGAUUGCCUGCAAAGCUGUGUACCACCCCCGGCAAUACCUCUCUGUUGAUGAACGCAUGGUAGCCACAAAAGCAAAAACUAGCCUGAAGCAAUAUAUAAAAAGCAAACCAACAAGGUGGGGGAUAAAACUUUUUGUGCUGUCUGACAACACAGGCUACACCGUUGACUUCCAGAUUUACUCUGGGAGGUCCCGCCAGCCUUCUGGAAAGGGGAUGUCCUUUGAUGUUGUCAUGUCUCUCAUCAAAAAAUCCUACCUCGGAUCUGGGUACCACAUUUACUGUGACAACUUUUACACCAGCCCAACGCUGUUCAGUCACCUUUACGAGCUCGGGUUUGGAGCAUGCGGGACAUUCAGAAGCACAAGAAUUGGUGUCCCGAAAACAACCGAGAAUGCCCUGACAAAAAAAUCGCCACGAGGGUCUAUUAGAUGGAUCAGAGAGGGACCUCUCAUUUUUGUCAAAUGGAUGAACAUGAGGGAGGUGAGUAUAUGUUCUACCCUACACACUGCCUUUUCAGGAGACACCAUCAAAAGAAUGGAAAAGGUCAAAGGAAAACUUCAAGAGCUCGAGUUUCCAGUGCCGCCAGCCGUCAUGGACUACAACCGCUACAUGGGGGGAGUGGACUUGUCAGACCAGCUGAUUGGCUCCUACUCUUCACGGCGAAAGAGCAGAAAGUGGUACAUGACGAUCCUGCACCAUUUCAUUGAUAUUGCUGUAACAAACAGCUAUCUACUUCACAAAGAGAUGUGUGGUAAACUGGAGGAGCGGGCAAUGACGCACCAGCAAUUUUUGGAGCAGCUGACAACUGAGCUCUGUGGAGUCUCACAAAAAGUCCAGAAGAUGAGCUAUGACCACUUGCCUGUUGCAAUCGUUGAGGGGGCAACUGGUGCGAAGAAAACAUCUGAGGGGCGCAGAAAGUGCAGGCUUUGUAAAAGAUCUACUCCCUUCAUGUGUGAAGCAUGCAAACUUCCUCUGUGCGUCAUUGUGGACAGGAACUGCCACAAGGUCUACCACAGCUCCAGUAAUAAAAAAUAAUGUCCUUGUAAGAUGAUGAAUGACACAAUGUCAUAUGUAGAACACGGACUGUGCUGAUGUAAAACCGUUUCUUUGUGUUUUUAUGUGAUUUAUGCAAACUGGGCCCAACAUACAAAGUUCCUGAGACACUACUGCUACUCUACUGAUAAAAACGAGAAAUUGUUUUGUUCUUGGUUAUGUAUGCACAUG